AUGUCUUCCUCACUCUACACCUUCUCCGACUCAACAAAACAGCAUCUGCGCAAAUUCCGCCUCAGCACCUCACGCUCCAAUGACCCUCAGGCCGUGAUAUACUUCAUCGACAAACAAACCAAGGAGAUUCGCCAAGAUGAAGAUGGCACAGUCUACAAAUCCCUCGAUGAAAUCGCCGAUGACCUCCCUGACCACUCUCCCCGAUUCAUCCUCCUGAGCUACCCUCUAACUCUUCCAUCCGGGAGAUUAUCCGUACCAUACGUCAUGAUUUACUACAUGCCCACCACAUGCAACAGCGAGCUGAGGAUGCUGUACGCCGGUGCCAAGGAGCUCAUGCGAAACACGAGCGAAGUCACCAAGAUCUUGGAUCUAGAGACCCCAGAGGAGCUGGAGGAGAUCCCGGAAAAACUCGGUGCCUAA
Molecule: messenger RNA, 420 nt
Organism: Podospora anserina S mat+
Lineage: Eukaryota; Fungi; Ascomycota; Sordariomycetes; Sordariales; Podosporaceae
Exons: 4
Coding region: 1-420 (139 amino acids)
Biological process (GO): actin filament debranching; negative regulation of Arp2/3 complex-mediated actin nucleation
Cellular component (GO): actin cortical patch
Molecular function (GO): Arp2/3 complex binding; actin binding
Source: RefSeq, a predicted model, not a curated record